GAGUUCAGAUCUUAAAACAUUUGGCCAACUUCUUCACCUCUCCACUUCUUCGUUCACAAAUUUGAGCUGAGAUACCUUUUCUCUGGCCUGCCUUGGAGGACUAACAACUCAUGGAAUAUCCAAAGUUUGUGGCAAGUUUACAUUUUUAAUACUUUUCUGGACUUAUUACAUACUGCCUUUGGAAGCGCUCCCAGGACAGGAGAGUUUUCUGGUUUGUAAGUACUUUACUUUCCUUUUCCCCCCCCCUCGUUGGAGUUUUGGGGGGCACAUGCGAUGUCACGGACUAUUAAAAGAAGAAAGAAAUGUUUAGUUCUGUGGUUACCAUGCGAAGGUGUUUUUUGAGUUUAUUUUUUUAAACCAGUUGAGCAACUGGCGACAGGACUCUAUAAUCAAUGUGGUGUCAGCUGGAAGGACGCGGGGUCCGGAUCUCACCUAAACGCUGAUACGUCUUGGGAGUGAUGCACUGGCUUCCCCUGGUUGCCAUGGUGAUUGCCUCGGCCCUGCCCUUUCCUCACAACCCUGUGUCCAGGAUUGCUGCCGCGACGACAGAGCCUGGCUUUGACAACCGCAGAGAGCACCGUCAUGACCCGGCUGCUCGCCUCGCAGCUCCCCCUGUGGACUACAACUUCCAUGGAAAUGCCUCACAAACUGACUACAAUAUGGCAGAUGCUCUUAGCCAACACACCAACAGACAAAACCUCCAGAACCGUAAGGAUUAUGUGAAAUCCUCCGUAGAUGAAGAGAUUUCCACGUUCAAAGUGGAGAAUCAAAGACCCUACCAAUCAAAUAGCAACUCAGGCAGUGAUUACAAAAGCAGUGUCAGUUUGGAUGUUCCCACAGAAGGAGGAGCACUCAGGGCCCAGGAUAUUUCCAAGGAUAAUUCUCUACCAAAGGACUACAAAGCUGACAGCAGCAGCAGGCAAGAUUACUCCAGUUUUUUGGACUUUUCCAAGAAGGACAAUCUUCAGGACUCUACAGAAAGACUGUUGCAGGUUUCUACAACGGAAACCCAUAAUGCUGUCAGUCCUGCUGCUAAUCUAAAGGGUCAAAGAGGACCAGAACCAACUGUUCCCUUGGAGAAACUGAGAGAUGCACCUACAGGAAGCCAGUGGACACUGGGGGCUGGAAGAGGUCUGGACGAGGAGAGCUUGAACCUGGAGGCAGGGCUGGAUCCGGGGACCAGGCUGGAUAAGUUCUUAGAAGGAGACGAGAUGUUUCUGGAUGCACAUCCACGAGUCCUGUUCUCACCCUCCCCGUCGCCUCCAAAAAACCCCCCUCUCCUGCUCAUGUUAGAGACUGGCCUGCUGGAGGAGGACAGGGACAGAGAGGAGCAGGAGGACAUGGACGGACACAUCGAGGGACACGGGGACCGCGCGAUCGACAGGAGCACGACUUUGAGUUGGGCAGACUCUUCCAGAGUUACCGCUGAUGUUGCCCGUCCGGUUAAAAGGGAUAAACGCUCGCACUUGAUUGACAGAAGGAGAGGGGAAAAGUCGGUGUGCGAGGCGGAAAGUGUUUGGGUUACUGACAAGACGACUGCCAUCGAUUCCCACAACCAGGAGGUCACCAUCUUGCAGGAAAUCCAGACCCAGACAGGGCCACUCAAACAGUACUUUUAUGAGACUCGCUGCCGCCAGGCCGAGCAGCUGAGCAAUGCUAGCAGGUCAAAGGGUGCCAGUGCAGCAGCGAAAUCUAUGGGAACAGGCGUGGCCGGGGGCGGCUGCUUGGGCGUGGAUAAAAAACAGUGGGUGAGUGAGUGCAAAGCCAAGCAGUCGUAUGUCCGAGCGCUCACCAAAGACGCAAACAACAGAACCGGAUGGAGGUGGAUCCGAAUCGACUCGUCCUGCGUCUGUGUGCUGCUGUCCAGAGCGAAUCAGGCAGUGGGGAGGGAGGUCUUGACGGGGAAGGGGAGAGGCUGAGAGAGAGAGGGGAGGGGGGAGACAGAGAGAGAUGGCAGGAAGUAGAAAGUGACAUAGAGCAGAGCAGCUGUGACAUCCUUCUGUGUGCACUUUCACUUGCUGGUGGUGUUUCCUUAAACAUGAUGGAUUUGGUUAUUUCUGCUGUAAUCCAGUUCUUCAUAUAUCUCUCUCUUUUCCAUCCCUCCCUCCACCUUCAACAAAUGACUUUUGAAAAAACAAGAAGACCUCAAUACUAGAUCUUAGGGAAAAUUGUCCUAUAUAGAGAUUUUACUUUAAAAAGUACUGUUUUUGUAUGAUUUGUCUUUCAUAAUCUAAAUUAUUUUUGAUUAGUAUGUAAGCAUGUGUCUUUGAUAUUAAUAUAUUCCUUUAUAUAUGUGUACAAUAUGACACCAGUAUACCUUUACUGUAUGUAUGAAGCUAUGUAUAACUGUGUGUAUUUAUAGAAGAAGUCUUCAUGGAGUGGUAGGUCUCUCCAGUGUCUGAUGAUAAUUCCAGCCUCUGGUCUGCUCGGGUUGUGAGAGGAAGGAGCGCCACCUACUGAGGCUCCAUUUUACUGCUCCACACUGUUCCCAUGUGGAUUACCAUGAAUAUUGUAACAGUGCCUUUAACAACUGAGUGUGAUGGGGGAAAUGUAUUGGAUACAGAAACUAUAGCAUGGCAACACUCAAGCAUGACUUCACUCAGGCUGAUGAUUUGACCGUUUUGUGGCAGGAUACAUCUCCGUCAGUGGAACUUGUUAAAUGUGUUUCAUGAAUAUUAUAUGACACCUAAAUAAGCAAAUUUUCCCAUCUGCUGGUGUGUUAAGUUAGCCUGCCAAAUGUGGUAAUAAAGGAUCUUUGUACUCAGCAAAUUCUUAACUGAUAUAAAUACGCAGAAUUGAA
Molecule: messenger RNA, 2800 nt
Organism: Siniperca chuatsi (mandarin fish)
Lineage: Eukaryota; Metazoa; Chordata; Actinopteri; Centrarchiformes; Sinipercidae
Exons: 2
Coding region: 459-1919 (486 amino acids)
Biological process (GO): nerve growth factor signaling pathway; nerve development; regulation of neuron differentiation
Molecular function (GO): nerve growth factor receptor binding; growth factor activity
Source: RefSeq, a predicted model, not a curated record